AAAUGCACGGAACUGGUGCGAGGCAGAGGGGGUGUACUAGUAGUUAGGGCAAAAAAAGUUGACAAAACAGAACUUGCCAUCCUGUGUAAUUUCAAUUAAAAAAACAUAAAUUUUUACUGGUUUUGGAUUUUAUUUUCAACGCUGCCAAGAUGACCAUGGCAGUGGUUUCGCCAUUCGACUUCAGCGAAGUAAUGAACAAGAACAACAAGAUGCUGAACUACAACAACAACAUACUGAGCUCCCCCCAUCAUGCCAUGUCCACCCCCACUGGAGCCCUGCUGGACAGGGACAGGAAGGCUGUGGGGACCCCCUCGCUGGGCAGAGGGGUGUCUGUGUACCACUCGGUCACCCUUCCCAACCACAACCCCAGCACCAAGUUCCACCAGAACCAGUUCCUCAACAGCCUGAAGAUAUCAGACCCCUGCUCCGUCACCUCCGGGUUAAUCAGUGGCAGCAACAAGGAGAACCGCAUGAGAGACCGCUCCUUCUCUGAGACGGGCGAGAGGCUCCUACAGAAGUGCCUGGGGCCGGCUAGUCCUACCAGCCUGGGAUGCAACAGCCAGAGCCAGCAGCAGAGCCAGGUCAACUCCAGCCGCUACAAGACGGAGCUGUGCCGGCCGUUUGAGGAGAACGGAGCCUGCAAGUACGGCGACAAGUGUCAGUUCGCCCACGGCAUCCACGAGCUGCGUUCUCUCAGCCGCCACCCUAAAUACAAAACCGAGCUGUGUCGCACCUUCCACACCAUCGGAUUCUGCCCCUACGGUCCCCGCUGUCACUUCAUCCACAAUGCAGAGGAGCGCCGUGGACCCCCUCCCGGAUCCUCCUUCUCCCCGCUCUCCUCCAAUAAGCUGGAGCGUCCCCGUCUGCAGCACAGUUACAGCUUCGCAGGGUUCCCCAGCUCCGGGGGUCUGAGAGGAGAGGACAGCCUCACCCCUACACCCAUGUUCUCCCCAGAAGAGAUACCCGAGUGGCCAAGCUGCAACCCCUUCACAUAUUCCAGCCAGGAGCUGGCCAACCUCUUUGGCCCCAGCCUGGGAUCCGGCGGCCCCACGGGGACCGAACCCAACACCCCUGCACCCCUGUCUCCGACCAACACCCCCUACUUCUUUAGGCCCAUGUCGGAGUCCCCCACUCAGAUGUUUGAGUCUCCGUCCAGCCCUCCACAGGACUCCCUGUCAGACCAGGAGGGGUAUCAGAGCAGCUCGGGGGGCAGUCUCAGCGGGUCAGAGUCCCCCAGCCUGGACGCCAACAGACGCCUCCCCAUCUUUAGCCGCCUCUCUGUCUCUGAUGACUAGACUGCUCCUAAUUCAUGUAUGUUAUCUGUCGUCUCCCAGAAAGAGAAAAUGAAUGGAAAAUGGCACUCCCCUCUACCAUGUUCCCCUACCCCUUUCCUCCACAAAACAAUAUCAAUUUAGUUCCUAGUUGGAAUGAUCUAAGGAUAAAGUGACUUAAUUAAGGGAACUUGUUUUCAAAUCACCCCAGAUAUCUCUUCCCUGCUGUUUACUCCACUCCCCUCAUAGAGCCUACCCCGUCUUCUGGCAUAGUGCCAAAACGGGAGAGGAAAUGAAUGAACAAUGAGAAUGAUGGUGUGAGAAAAAAAAGAAAAAAAGAAGAGAUUGUUAGACUGUUGUUUUGCCAGGUGCCACCUGUCUUUCUGUUCUUGAACACUUAGCAGUGCUAGUGGGCCUUUGGCACGGGGAGUGUAUCAUCGCACCACAUGCCCCACUCUUCCACCACCAUCCUCUGACGUUACCACCUCUCAAGCACACUUCCCUGGUCUACUCUGCGCUGAGCUAGCUGGAGGGUGCUCAUUAACACAUCCUGUCCUCAGAUCAACCCCAGCUGUUUUUACUAUAGACUUUGAGCAACAACAAAAAA
Salvelinus sp. IW2-2015 is the source of this 1878-nucleotide messenger RNA. It is a transcript of the gene zfp36l1a, whose product is annotated as zinc finger protein 36, C3H type-like 1a. The record is from RefSeq and is a predicted model, not a curated record. Lineage: Eukaryota; Metazoa; Chordata; Actinopteri; Salmoniformes; Salmonidae. Gene Ontology annotation, molecular function: metal ion binding; mRNA binding.